Molecule: messenger RNA, 1391 nt
Organism: Cyprinus carpio (common carp)
Lineage: Eukaryota; Metazoa; Chordata; Actinopteri; Cypriniformes; Cyprinidae
Biological process (GO): regulation of transcription by RNA polymerase II
Cellular component (GO): nucleus
Molecular function (GO): DNA-binding transcription factor activity, RNA polymerase II-specific; RNA polymerase II cis-regulatory region sequence-specific DNA binding
Source: RefSeq, a predicted model, not a curated record
AACCGCCAUUAAACCUGAAAGAAGAAGCUGAUGAUGAUGACGUCAUCACGCGCGCGCUCAGCCAGCUUCGAGUCUCGUGAGGCGAGCAGUUCGCGGUACUUCACGUGUUUGCAUUAUUGUAAAACAAACUUAACCGUUUAAGCAACAAAGAGUUCAUUUUAUUGCUGUCAACAGACUUAAGCAAACAACACGAUCAGCUAUUGUGACCUUACAAGAUAUAGUGAAGCUCCUCCCACAACAGUAUCACCUUCAGUGAAGCUCCUCCCACUGCAGUUCAUCAAUAAAUGCUGGAAUAUUCCCAUCAGUCUUCAAGUGAAGACGAGCAUCAAAGCAUCAGGAAGAAGUGAAAUCUGCAGAGACAGAGUUUAUUGAAGGACAGAGAGAACAUGAGAGAUCCAGAACCCUGCAGAAUCAAACACACUGAAGAACAAACAGAGUUGAUUGAAGAAGACAAGGAACAUGAAGAACUGAAUAAAGAGGAGGACAAACGUGUUAAAACUGGAGAAAAAACUUUGACUCGCUCUCAAACCAAACAGAAAGAUUUAAAGAAAAGCAGAGACAAAAAAUCUUUCACCUGCACUCAGUGUGGAAAGAGUUUGACAAGCAAACAUAGUCUUGAGGUUCACAUGAGGAUCCACACUGGAGAGAAACCAUACCAGUGUAAUCAAUGUGAGAAGAGUUUCACACAAUCAGCAAACCUUAAGAUGCACAUGCACAUCCACACUGGAGAGAAACCUUACAAGUGUUCACACUGCAACAACAGAUUCAGACGGUCAGGAGACCUGAAAUCACAUGAGAGGACCCACACUGGAGAGAAACUGUUCACAUGUGAUCAGUGCGGGAAGAGUUUCACAGAAUCAUCAAACCUUAAAAUGCACAUGAACAUCCACACUGGAGAGAAACUGUAUGAAUGUGAUCAAUGCGGAAAAACAUUUUUGUGGUCCUCAGCACUGAAGAAUCACCUGAAAAUUCAUUCAAAGGAGAAACCACAUUCAUGUUCUUUGUGUGGAAAGAGUUUUUCACAACUGCAGAGUUUAAAACUACAUCAGAAGAUACACACUGGUGUGAGAGAAUAUAUGUGCUUUGAGUGUAAGAAGACCUUUAUUACAGCAGAUCAUUUGAAGCGGCACCUGAUGAUCCACACUGGAGAGAAACCAUAUCACUGCACUGUAUGCGGGAAGCGUUUCAAUCAAUCAUCUAAUCUACGUGUUCAUAAAAAGAUUCACAGUCAGUAGAUCAUCUUCAGAUCCAACACUUUCAGGUCUGACGUUGUGUCCUCACCAAACAUGACACAAUAAUGUGUCAAGAAAUAAAGCAUCUUCUGUAUAAAUCUGUCCUAACAAAGAAACAUCAUCUAAACUCAAAGUGAAUAAAGUUCAUCUUCAAGACCA